Molecule: messenger RNA, 4375 nt
Organism: Bombyx mandarina (wild silkworm)
Lineage: Eukaryota; Metazoa; Arthropoda; Insecta; Lepidoptera; Bombycidae
Gene: dachs
Product: unconventional myosin-IXb-like dachs
Biological process (GO): actin filament organization
Cellular component (GO): membrane; myosin complex; cytoplasm
Molecular function (GO): cytoskeletal motor activity; actin filament binding; ATP binding
Source: RefSeq, a predicted model, not a curated record
GUGCGAGCGCGAGAGGACGCCGCCGAGUUAGAAGCGGCGCGGCCGCGGAGUGUGAUGCGAGCGCGCCGCCCGCCAUGGCCACGCUCGGCCUCUCCAAGGUGUUCAUCCUCGACAAGUACUUCACCGAGCUGCAGAAGUUCUGGGAGACUGAGAAGAAGCUGCAAGACGCGUCGUCAUCGAACGAGGCGGUGCACCUGCAGCGACGGCUGCUGAGUCUGAGCUCGGAGCUGGUGACGCUCCGCAACCACUUGCACGUGGGAGCGGCGGGGGGCGCGGCUGCCGGGGCGGCCCCCACUGCCGGCACUAGCACCGGACAACCCGCCGUCCCGCCGAGAGCACCGCACUUGUUACCACCACCGCCGCACGCCGCACAACCGCCCGCUCCACCGCUUCACCCCCUACCGCCUCCUCCUGAAACGCGAUGGCGGAACGUUCCGGCCGCCCCACCACAAGCGAGCGCGGGCCCCACUCCCACGAGUGGGACGAGCGGCCCGAGCGGAGUGAGCGGUCUAAGCGCAAGCGAUGUGGAGGACCUCAUACAUCUAAGAGGACCGCUCACAGAAGACGCGGUCGUUAGAGCGUUGCAGGCGAGAUUCUAUCACAAUAAGUUUUAUACGAUGAUCGGACCAAUCCUCAUCGCGGUAAAUCCAUACACGGACACCUGUAACGCAUUAACGUUGACUGCGGCCCGCGCCCACCGGCCCGAGCUAGCCCGACUGGUUCACGACGCCGUGAGACACCAGGCGGACUCAGGGUACCCUCAGGCGAUCAUUCUCUCAGGGGUAUCUGGCUCAGGGAAGACGUACGCGUCAAUGGUGUUGUUGAGGAGGCUCUUCGACGUGGCCGGUGGAGGCCCCGAAACGGAUGCGUUCAAGCAUCUCGCGGCGGCUUUUACUGUGCUGAGGGCUUUGGGCACGGCCGCCACACCGGCUAAUGCGCAUUCGUCCCGUAUAGGACAUUUCAUCGAGGUCCAAGUAACCGACGGAGCCUUGUAUCGUACAAAGAUCCACUGUUACUUCCUCGACCAGACCAGAGUGGUCCGCCCUCCAGCUGGCGAACGAAACUAUCACAUCUUCUACCAGAUGCUGGCCGGACUCACACCCGACGAGCGAUCGCAACUUCAUCUUGAAGGUUAUUCCGCUCAAGACUUAAGGUAUCUAGCAUCCCCCCAUCACCGUAGAGCAGAGCCAGAAGAUGCUGCAAGAUUCCAUGCGUGGAAAACCUGUCUUGUUAUUCUCGGUAUACCGUUCCUUGACGUAGUACGAGUUUUAGCGGCUGUCCUAUUACUUGGCAACGUUCAGUUCGCCGAGAGCGCUGAGGGUGGGGCCGAGCCAGCCGGAGAAGCAGAGCUAGCAGCAGCCGCGGCUCUGCUAGGAGUUGCAGCGCCGGCAUUGUUACGAGGCUUGGCAAUGCGGGCUCCCCCUCGGACUUCAUCUGCGCGAUCGGUGCGCGUACCAGCCACCCCAGCGGCGGCUUCAUCAGCGCGUGAUGCACUGGCCAAAGCAUUGUAUUGCCGAACAGUGGCGACUAUAGUGCGUAGAGCCAAUUCGUUGAAACGCUUAGGAUCUACUUUAGGCACGCUUUCGUCGGAUUCAACUGAAUCGGUACACGCGCAAGAAGCACGUCGAGCGUCAUCAGCAGGCGGGUCUCGAGCGGGCGCUCGUUCAAUGGCUGCACUUAACGACGCCGUACGACACGCCACUGAUGGGUUCGUGGGGAUAUUGGACAUGUUCGGUUUCGAGGACGCAGCCCCGAGUCGACUGGAGCACCUGUGCGUUAAUCUGUGCGCAGAAACAAUGCAACACUUUUAUAAUACUCACGUGUUCAAAUCCGCCGCUGAAUCUUGUCGGGAGGAAGGUGUGGCGUGUCCGCUCGAAGUGGAAUACGUCGACAAUGUGCCGUGUAUUGAUUUGGUGUCAUCCUUGCGAGGCGGACUGCUUGCUGCACUGGACGCAGAAUGUGCAGCCCGUGGUACUCCAGAACAAUACGUAGUGCGCAUUAAAACAGCACACAGAGGUCAUCCGCGACUGGCGGAGGCUCGUCCACCGCACCCUCGAAGGUUUGCAGUGCGGCAUUAUGCUGGUGAAGUGGCAUACGACACGGUGGACUUCUUGGAAGCUAAUCGCGACGCCGUCCCUGACGACCUCCUUGCCGCCUUCGAAACUGGAACCUGUGAAUUUGGUUUUGCUACACAUCUUUUCGGGGCUGAGCUUAAAGCCAUGGCAGCACAAGGCGGGGCAGCGAAUUCUGGGGGUGGAUUCUUCCGUGCGUCCCCCACAGUUGCUGCGGAAGCGGGUUCGACACUCACACAAGACUUCCACACGCGUCUCGACAACUUGCUCCGUACACUCGUGCACGCUCGCCCGCAUUUCGUGCGCUGUUUGCGGGCUAACUCUACGGAAACACCAAUGCUCUUUGAAAGGACGACUGUAGCGCGACAGGUCCGUGCACUACAAAUAUUAGAAACGACACAGCUAAUGGCCAGUGGGUACCCGCACCGGAUGCGUUUCCGUGCGUUCAGCGGACGGUACCGGGCACUGUGCCGCGGCGCGGGGGGCGGGGCGAGCGCGGGGGCCGCGGGGAGCGUGGCGGGCGCGGAGGGGGAGGCGUGCGGGCGGGUACUGAGGGCAGUGCAGGCUGCGGCCGCUCCACCAGCCCCCGCCUCCCCUGCCGCAGUACGGUGGGCGCUUGGAAAGAGACACGUCUUCCUCAGUGAGGGGAUGCGGCAGGUGUUAGAGCGGAUGCGACGUGGUCGUCGUGAAGCGGCCGCUGCGAGUAUACAGCGUGCGUGGCGGCGGCACCGCGCCCGCCCUCGCCCCGCGCCGCGCCCCCGCCCCGCGCCCAUCGCGCGCACCCCGCCUCCCGACCCCGCGGACAAGUGCGACCCCGCGCUCGUUAAGCGAACGUGCUCGCUCUUUGGACUCGACCUCGAGCGUCCCCCACCGCUGCCCCCGUCCCGCGCGUACACGGUGUCGGGGGGCGUGAAGCUGAGCUACCCGCAGCAGCGCGCCGUGAGCGCCGAGUGGAGCGACGAGGGCGGCGCGCGCCUGCGCCCCGGCGACACUGUGCUCGUGGUCGGCGCCGCCCGCCGGGGACACCUCGCUGUACAGAUCGGCAGCCGUACCGUGCAGGUCCCACACGGCGUGCUGUCCCCCCCGCGCGCGCCCGCCCCCCGGCACCACCCGCCGCCGCCCCCCGCCCCCGCGCCACCCGCACUCGCCUGACAUUCACUUGUAUAAGUAAGGACGAUAUUCUGCGAGAUGGUGUAUUACUGUAACUAAUAAUAAUAGGUAGUAAAUACUUAACUAUAAAUCUGUUUACACGUUUUCAAUGUUGCCACAAAAGUAUUUUGUAUAUUGUAUACGUGAUUUUAUAUCUAUUCAGCUAAUCCGACAAAGUAUCGUAUUGCGGUGCUCUUUAUAAAAUAGCUGUUAUUAUACUGGUCUUCCAUAUUAAAGUGCCUGAUUUUGAGAAACGUAUAUUUAAUUAAUCAAUGUAAAGUAAAAGAUAAGCCUAUCGGAUUUAGAGAGAUAUAGAUUUUUGAAAUAAAAUUAGCUAUAAAUGUGUGCCUUAUAUUUUUAUAUUUUGUAUGUAAAUAUUCGAUUUAAGUAUUUAUGUUAGUUAUUUUGAAGAAAUUGAAAAGAAUUAAUUGUAGUUUCGUUAGCAUAAGGUUUUAUGUACGGUUGAACUCCUUGCUCUGAUUGAAUAAAUUGGUAACUAUAAUAUUAUUAUAAAGAUGAUGGUUUGCUAAUGUUAUCCUGCCAAAAGAGAUUGUUGUAAUAUUAUGCUGAUCCACUUCGGGCCGCCCUGAAGCAAUUAAUAUAUUUUUUAAAUAUUCAUUCAGUAUUGAUUACAGUUGUAAAUACAGCAUAAUAUAAAUCAGUACACUACAUUCCUCAAUAUAUUGAUACUAUUAAUUUUUCUGUACAUAUUUCCUUUGGUAGUAUUAUUGGUUUUAGAUUACCUAUUAUAUAGCAAUAAGCACAAAUUUAAACCUACUGUAUAAUAGGUUUAUAUUAAAGUACUAGGUUUUACUGGUGGCUUCACUCGCGCUGAUAUAUAUUUUUAAAGUAUUUGUAGAUUCUUUUUCCUGGGUUAAAGGUACUGUGUGUGUGUACCACAGACAACUACCGCGUAUAAAAAUAUUGUAUGUGUAGGAAAAUAAAAAGGAAUCUAGAAGAUAUAGUGAAUAGAAAAAUUAAAGAUUGUUAAAAAAUCAUCAUUAGCACCGUGCACACUAAAUAAAAUAUGUAUGUAGUACCUAACUUUUUGUAAUUCAUUAAUUAUCAAUUAAAGUCAAAUGGAGUUCAUAACAUUUAGGAACACAAAAUAAUAGAGUGAUAACAAUUUCAACAGAACUACAUAUUUGAACUAA